GCAUUGAGCCAGAAGCUGACUAAUGGCUUGAGAGUAGCCGCGGAUGUGCUACGGUUUUUGUGACGGAGGGAGUCACCUGAGAGAAAGCUCCUCAGCUCUGCUAUAUAAGACCGAGCAGAUGGGGAGGAGACCAUGAAGAAGCUCCAGAAGCAGGAGAGAAGAACGACAACAAUCAACGCAAAACAAGAUUCCUCUCUCGAACAAUCUGCACAAAAGGAGCACAGGCCGCUCAAACAAUGAAAAGUGCUCAGUCUAUUGCUGGACUUCUGCUCCUUAUCAUCGUCCAAAGCAGCUGGCAGGUGCCUGACCAGGAGACAGACCGAACACCGCUAUUGUUGAGCGAAAACUCCAUUUUAAGUGAUCCGAUCGAGUUCCCAAACAUGAAGAGGCACUCAGAGGGAACGUUUUCCAAUGACUACAGCAAGUACCUGGAGACAAGAAGGGCGCAAGACUUCGUCCAGUGGCUGAAGAAUUCAAAAAGGAAUGGGGGUUUAUUCAGACGCCAUGCAGACGGCACCUACACCAGCGACGUGAGCUCUUACCUGCAGGACCAGGCAGCCAAAGAGUUUGUCUCCUGGCUGAAGACCGGCCGAGGCAGAAGAGACUAAACUCCCCAGGCUGUUGUCGUUCUUAAAAAACGAAGUAGCUAUUUUUUUCACUGAUUCUGUACAAUGACACGUGUCACGACCUGUGCAACACUUUCUCCUGGUAACACAAUUAAAUUCCUCUUCACAAGGAGCCUUACCGGCCUUCAGUGGUUGAAGGAGAUGCUUUUAGAAACAUUUAAAAAUGGAAAAUGUGUUUGGAAAUUUUAUGCCGUGUUAGCUGAUUCUAUGUUUGGUCAUUUUCUUAAUCACGUUACUUUUUUUGGAUUAAAAUGAUGUUCCAAACUUCA
Fundulus heteroclitus (mummichog) is the source of this 895-nucleotide messenger RNA. It is a transcript of the gene gcgb, whose product is annotated as glucagon b. NCBI's taxonomy places the organism in Eukaryota, Metazoa, Chordata, Actinopteri, Cyprinodontiformes, Fundulidae. Gene Ontology annotation, cellular component: extracellular region. Bases 237 to 608 code for a protein of 123 amino acids. Gene Ontology annotation, molecular function: hormone activity; glucagon receptor binding. Gene Ontology annotation, biological process: response to starvation. The record is from RefSeq and is a predicted model, not a curated record. The transcript is spliced from 4 exons.